AUGGUUAUGCAGCCACAGCCCAGCAAGCCUCCGAGUUCGCUUAAGGGCGAGGUCGUCGUCCGGCAAUACCGCCCCCAGGACCACGACCAGGUCUUCGCCCUGCUGCGAGUCGGGUUCGCUGUUGGCCCGGGAUCCCCCGGUGAAACCGCCGUCCGUCGCGCGCUCUGGACCCCCGCUGCUUUCGCCUGCUACGCGCUGAUCCUCGCCAGCACCGCCCUCUCCAUCUUCGGCCAAACGCAGGCCGUGCUCGCGUUGUGUUUAGAGCUCCUCGCACUCGGGGUGUUGGUCCAUCUCCGGCGCGGCGCGGCGCAGGCCUUCGAGGACUUCUGCACGAGGGCAGCGGAGGACGACCUGCGCGACAUCCCGGCGUACUACCAGCAGCCCGUUCCCGGGAGUAGGGCGGGGUUUUGGGUGGCGGUGAUCGGCGAGGAGGUCGUGGGGUAUUUCGGGAUGGAACAUUUGCCUUCCCGACCCACCAUCGGCCACCUCCGCAGGCUCAUCGUGUCGCCGUACCACCGCCGCAAGGGCAUUGCGUCGAACAUAAUCGAUGCCAUUGUCGCGCACGCGCAAGCACAACCCACACUGAGCGACAACUUGAAGCUUGGAUGCCCAUAUGCCGCCCCGCUGACUACGCUUGAGCUCGAGACAAGCGCGCUGCAGCCACCCGCGAUAGCGCUGUACGAGCGCCACGGCUUCCGCGUCGUCGGCAGCCGGCAGAUGCCCCUUGCGCGCGCGGGGCUGAAUAACGUGACGGUGUGGAAGAUGCAGCGGCCAGUAUAUGGUGGUCUGCAUGCCAAAACAGCGUGA
This is a messenger RNA of Mycena indigotica, 807 nucleotides long. RefSeq lists its product as uncharacterized. The transcript has 3 exons. The record is from RefSeq and is a predicted model, not a curated record. The coding region runs from base 1 to 807 and encodes 268 amino acids. NCBI's taxonomy places the organism in Eukaryota, Fungi, Basidiomycota, Agaricomycetes, Agaricales, Mycenaceae. Gene Ontology annotation, molecular function: N-acetyltransferase activity.